This is a messenger RNA of Penaeus monodon (black tiger shrimp), 2109 nucleotides long. RefSeq names its product baculoviral IAP repeat-containing protein 3-like. The record is from RefSeq and is a predicted model, not a curated record. Gene Ontology annotation, cellular component: cytoplasm; nucleus. NCBI's taxonomy places the organism in Eukaryota, Metazoa, Arthropoda, Malacostraca, Decapoda, Penaeidae. Bases 1 to 2109 code for a protein of 702 amino acids. The transcript has 5 exons.
AUGUCGCAAAAUAUUCCAUUACACAUCGACGAUCAGCAAUAUCAUGUCGAUUUUAGUGACACCAUCAUGCCAUGGGACGAUAUUGUGAAGAUCCACAAGGAUAAGAAUCCGCUUUGUCUCCUCGCACGAAAUCUACCUCCUCUUCCAAGAUCAAAGAUCUUUGAAAAUCGUUUCGAUCCAGCGACUGGAUUACCGGCCGAUUUAAGAUACGAAAUAAAGAGAUUAGAAACAUUCAUAGAUUGGCCAAACAAAGUGGUACAAGCAAAAGACUUAGCCGCUGCUGGAUUUUUCUAUACGAGAGACACAACCUGCUGCAUCUGUUUUAGCUGUCACAAAUACAUGAAUUUUUCUUACGAUAAACCUAUCGUUAUAAGAGAUAUGCAUUUAAAGAAAAGUCCUAACUGUAAGUUUGCACAGGGUAAGUCAGUAGGCAAUAUACCCAUACGCAUGAGUAACAUUCUCAAUAGUAUUGUAAAUCAGAAGAGAGUUGCAGUAACAUCAGCAACAGCGACAGCGACAGCAACAGCGACAGUCGACCAGGAAGAUUUGAUAAAGACUCGAUACGAAUACGCUGGUCCGUUGCACGAUUAUUAUAAAACGACCCAAUCGCGGCUGGAGAGCUUUUUAAAUUGGCCUCAUCGUCAUCGUCAAAAAAUAGAGGCGCUAGUAGAGGCCGGAUUCUAUUAUCUUGGGAUUAGCGAUCACGUUCAAUGCUUUCACUGCGGUGCUUGUCUUCGCAACUGGGAGGAAGAUGACGAUCCUUGGAGAGUACACGCCGAGUGGUAUCCCGAAUGCUAUUACGUUCAAUUAAAGAAGGGAAAAGAAUUCAUCGACAAGGUCAGAUUAGAAGUAUCUCGUAUACCGAUGUGGAGACACAGUUCCAGCACCAGCCAAGAUACAUCGGAACAUGAUUGGAACAUCCUCCUGGGUUUGGACUAUACCAAACGCUUGAUAUUGGUGCAGGGGUUUCCCGUCGUUGCCGUUCGAGAUGCGCUCUGCGAGCAAAUUCUACAGACCGGCAUACCUUUUUCCAGAGAGGUCGACUGUACUUCAGCUGUACGGAAAAAAAUCGAAUCGUACGAGGAAAAAAAUAACAAUAAACUAUUGACAGCAGAGCGUAUUGCAAAUUAUCGAACGGUGUACGCUGUGAUGCGAUUUAUACAAAUGGUUAUGGGAAAGAGCUACAAUCGUUCCUAUCCUACCGGUUGUAUCGAGAAUUCGGUUUACCUGUAUAAGCAGUCAGCCUUUAACGAUAGCGGAGACCCCAAUAUCCCGAUGUAUCGUCAUGAAAUUUCCUUUAAUCUUCCGUAUCCCGAUCACACAUAUACCGGCUAUCAUAUCGAGAGCGAGUAUCGCAUGACACUGGACAGACUUAACUCUUACGAAAUUACCUCUCGAAUAAGUUCUAUUCUAGAUCAAGAACAGAGCGCAUCCCUAACUGCGAUAUGGGGAUAUCUGGUUCGACAGACAACAACAACAAAAAAGACAAAUACGUCAGCCUCUAAUGUGGAUAGGGGAGACAUAACAAAUGCACUAGAUUCAGUAGGAGAAGCAGCAGCAGCAGCAGCAGCAGCAGAUGAAGAAGAAGAACUAGAAGUAGAAGAAGAAGAAGAAGAACUAGAAGUAGAAGAAGAAGAAGAAGAUAUUGUCGUAAGCGAACUCGAAAAUCAGAGUGCAAUAGGGAUUACAAUCGCACCAGUACCAACGAUGACACCAAUACCAACUGUACAUACGAACGGACGUGAUCUAAUAUUCCAUACACGCUUAUAUAUAAUAUCAAAUGCGAAUAGCAGAAGAGUUGUACCCUAUCAAAAUUUUAACAGUAUUAUAAGAGGAGAACCUGAUAUACAACACAGACAGUUCAAUAAUCGAGACGAAGAAGCCGAAUCGAAACUUUCACGAUCAACUGGAAUAGAGGAAGGUGAACCAAACAAGAACAUCAAUAAAGACGAGAGGCAUCUCUGUAAGAUCUGCAUGGAUGCCGAAAUAGAUGUGGUUAUUCUUCCCUGUAAUCAUAUGGUGUGUUGUACUGAUUGUCUGUUAACCCAGUCAAAGUGCCCCAUUUGUCGGGGAUCGAUUAACCAUGUUAUUAAACCGAUCUUGCUUUGA